This is a messenger RNA of Gossypium raimondii (Peruvian cotton), 1359 nucleotides long. Its product is annotated as receptor-like protein 9DC3. The record is from RefSeq and is a predicted model, not a curated record. The transcript has 4 exons. Gene Ontology annotation, molecular function: protein binding. Lineage: Eukaryota; Viridiplantae; Streptophyta; Magnoliopsida; Malvales; Malvaceae. The coding region runs from base 1 to 1359 and encodes 452 amino acids.
AUGCCACUUCUUCGAAUUCUUGAUUUGUCCCACAAUUACUUGAGUGGAACAAUUCCGCAAUGUUUUGGAAAUUUGAGCAACAGCCUUGAAUUCUUGAAUCUGAAGAAGAACAAGUUUUAUGGGACGAUUCCUCCAACAUUUGCAAAGGGAUGCCGAUUGAGUAAUUUCAACUUAAAUGGAAAUUUGUUAGAAGGGCCUUUGGCACCAUCCAUCCUUAAUUGUAGAGGUCUGGAAGUGCUAGAUCUUGGUAACAACAAGAUUAAUGAUACAUUUCCUCAUUGGUUGGGAAGUCUUCCAUUUUUGCAAAUUCUUGUAUUGAAGUCAAAUCAUAUGCAUGGUUCCUUGCGUGUCAAUAGCUCCAGGUCUAGCCCUUUUUUCUCUAAAAUCCAAAAUUUUGACCUCUCAAGUAACUAUUUUUCUGGACCCCUACCAGUGAGAUACAUCAACAGCUUCAAGGCUAUCAUAAAUCUAGAGAAGAUUGGUAGUACAGUGUCGUACAUGGGGGUGAAUGAUCCUCAAGGUUGUCGCUUCUAUACCUAUUCCAUUGGAAUUGUUAUGAAAGGACAAGAUAGGGAAUUGGUGAAAACUUUCACCAUGUGGAUGAUCAUUGAUCUAUCAAAAAAUCAGUUUGAAGGGGGUCCAAAGGUUAUUGGGAAGCUUAACUUACUGAAAGGGCUCAACCUUUCUCAUAAUAACCUUAAUGGUGAUAUCCCCACCUCAAUAGGGAAUUUGAAAAGUCUUGAAUGGUUGGACCUAUCUUCAAACAGGUUGUCUGGGACGAUUCCAAAUAGAUUGGCAGAUCUGCCAUUUCUUUCGUCCUUAAAUGUUUCUGACAAUCAACUCCAUGGUUCCAACAUCAUUGAGCCAGUGUUGAGCAUGGACUGCAAUGCAACAGAAGGCCAUGAAGCAGACCAGCAGCUGCAGCAGACCAGCAUUCCAGCAAGACCAGAAGCAGCUUAUCCAUUUUGUUUAUUUUGUUUACUUUUGAAUCAUUUUGUAAUGCUAUCCAAGUUGAAUGUGGGAGCAGUUAUAAGUUUAGAGCUUAUGCUCUUGGUGUUUCAUUAUUCUGUUCUCUCUGUUCACUUUUUGCUGCUGCCAUUGUUCCAACAGCCAGCACCUCCAAAUGUGCUUGAAAAAGAUGGCUCAAAAUCAAACAUUGCUUUUGGUUGGAAAGUGGUGUUGAUAGGUUAUGGAUGCGGAGUAGUGUUCGGAAUGUUCGUGGGAUAUGUUGUUUUCCAAACUGGAAAGCCGAAAUGGUUGGUGAAUUUGGUUGAAAACCAACAUGAGAAGAGUCGAAGAAGAAAUCAAAGAAAGGCAAUCGCAGCAGUGGACGAAGAAGGAUCUAAUUACUGCAAAUGA